CACACCUUUUUCUCUGCUGUAGAAAUUGCCCGAGUCUCUCUUUUGCCUUCUUACUCUCCCUAGCUGGACUGCUAUUGGCUGCCGUCCUGCCACUUCCUGUUGCACAGCUGCCUGGGAGAUGUAGUUCUCAGACUUGCCAGAACUCCACCAGUUUUGGGUCAAGAAAAGCAUUACAUGUUUGAAGUGUCUGCCUUGAAAGGAGGUCUCUCCUGAGGUGCCAAAAUGGAAAGUGAAACACCAAAACUUCAGAAUCCUGCAGAGUUCAAGGUCUCGAAAACUAUUUGGCCUCUUGGUCUAGGACUGAAAGUUGAUACCAUAUCUCCCUUUCUUGGGAAGUACCGGCCAUAUGUUGGACAGCCUUGUCAGACAUGCACCCCUAAAAGCAUGGAAGUCUUCUUUUACAAACAGUAUACUCAGUUGGGAUUUCGGAAUGCACUUCAUAUAACAGAGCAGGACAGCAGGUUUCGUGGCUGGCUAGUGAGAAGAUUGAGCUGUAUAGUGUUUAUUUGUGAGCGCUCAGCUGAUAAAGAUGUGUCCUCAGAUUUCUGUCAGAAGAUCUUAAAGCAUCCCAGAGUUCAGUCUGCUAAAGAUAAAGAUCUGACACAGGAUGAACCCGUUGAACAUGCAGAACCUACAACCCCCAGAUCCUUUCAGGAUACAACUCACAUUGAAGUGCUUGAGAUCCUGGGACAAAUCCAGAAGUCUCUGUGUCCAUGUCUCACUAGAAUUGUUCGCUGGCUUCUUGUCAAAGUACUGACUGCCAUGUUUCUAAACCUCCAGCUCCAUACCGGGCAGGUGGCUACACUACGAGAGGCAUCCAAAGCGAGUCCUGGGAUUCCUGUGGUUUUCCUGUCUAUGCAGCGCUCAUGGCUUGAUGGCUUGAUAAUACCUUUCCUGCUCUUUUCACAAAAUCUUCAAGUUCCUCGGGUAGCCUGGGAGAGCACACACUGCACCCCACUUUUCAGGACUGCCCUGCAGCACAUAGGAGCUGUGUUCCUUCCUCAACAGACAGGAUCACCGGCCUUGAGUGAAGCUGUUCUUUCCGUGUAUAUCGAAACCUUCCUUGCUGAAGGGCACUCUUUGCUUAUCUUUCUGGAAUCACCCUCCAACUCUUGUCCUUGCACCUUGUCACCCAUUGGCCAUAAGUGGGUGCAGCAGGUUAUUGCUUCUCUGAAGUCUGCGGCAGUGCCUGAUGUCCUCAUUGUACCUGUUGGCGUUUCCUAUGAAUUGUCUCCAGUCGGUAGUGCCUCAGGAGGAGAGGUUGUUCCGACUUCUUCAUUAGGUGCCUUGCGUUCCCUCCUGUGGUGGCUCCUUCCAUGGUCCGGCAGCUUAGGAUGUGCACGUGUGGACUUUGCUCAACCAUUUUCUCUAAAGGAGUACCUGUGCAGCUACAUGUGGAGACAUUUGGCUCUGCCUCUUCCACUGCAAAAAACUCUGCUCCCCUACAUUCUGGGCACUAGGAGCAGGAUGCAGGAAGAAGAGGAGCCGGAGGGAGAUGUAUGUGCAAGCGUGUGCAAAGAGCAGGCUCUGGCGGAUAGAUUUAUCCUGCAUUGCCUGAAAGCUGCCAUUUCCUGCUCAGCUGCUAUGCCUUCCCACAUCAUGGCUGCACUUCUCCUUCACAGAUAUAGAAAAGGAGUCUCCUUGUCCCGUCUCCUCUCCGACUUCCCUGCUAUGACCGAGGAAGUUCUCCUUCGUAGGCACGAUGUGGGAUUUUCAGGACAGCGCUGGGACUUGGUCCGCCACAGCCUGAAUCUUCUCAAGAGAAGCGUGUCCCUGCACUCGGUGCCUUCCCAUGACAUCUAUGUGCUGUGCCGGGAGUCACAGGAAGCCGCCAUGCAGCUGUGGCAUCAGAGUACCAGUUUGCUCUCUGUUUACCUCUAUGAAGCGCUCGGAGCCUGUGCAGUGCAUGCUAUCCUGUCACAGGUGGCCAUGCUUGGUGUAGUGGAGCUGUUGUUCACUCAGGAUGAGCUCACUGAGAAGUUGCUAUGCCUGUGUUCCUUGCUUCCCAGGACUCUGCUGCUCAUUCCGCCUUGCCAGUCUAUGUAUAUAGUGUGUCAGGAUGUGCUGGACAAGUUGAUUCAGUGCGGCCUUCUCUCUAUGCAUGAGGACCCCAGUGCUCCUUCUGCCUGCGAUACAGGAAGGAGACGUUUUGUAGACCAGUUGUUAUGGAGAGCAACAGAUGACGUGACAGACAGUGACAGUGAUUGCAUAGAAGAGAACAUCAAGCGUUACUACAAGCUGGGACGAUCAGAGCAUCAUGCAGUUUUCUUUGUGUUCCUGUGCCGCCUUCUGGGCCCCAUACUGAGGACAUAUAAACAAGCUGCAUUAUUCCUUCAGGAAAAGAGAGAAUUUCUGCAAGAGACCGAGUCAGGCUAUGUGCACAGGUUACACCAGUACCUUCUGCAGAAAGCUGAACAAGAUGGAUCUUUUGAGUGUGCCGAACGUUCCCUGGCCGCUUGUGCUGUGAAUACAUUCGUGGAUCUUGGGAUCCUUAGCAGACAUCUGGACGGCAGCAAUGAGCCAACACUUCAGCUUUCAGAGACAUUUCUCAUUGAGGAAAACUGCACGAAGCUUCUCUCCUUUAUCGAGCAGUUUGUGUAUGGCGACUAAAAUUUAUAACGUUAAACCUUGUACAUCACCACCUUCCGUUUUGCUUUUUGGGUGCAGUGUAAGCAUUUCUAGAAACAGAUCUCUCUCUUAAAUUUGCUUUAAGAUUUUGGUGAGCCAUUUGGUGGCAGGUUCUAGUGUAACUGGCUGUGCUUUGGCAUGGUACUGGCUUCCCAUAGAGUUCUCCUAGAGGUCAGUUGGUGCAGAGGGGCCACUGCUUAAUCCCUAAAAUUUACUGACAUCAAGCUGAGGUGCCAUUACAUUGUCUAUGUCAAGUUAUUAAGAAAUAUACAAAGCUAUGUAGGGCCCUGUUUCUUAAUAUUAGGUGCAGAUGUUUCUCAUUAUAUGGAUAUGCAACUUCUGGGUACCCAAGGUCAACAGACAGUCUGCAAUUGGCAUUUUUGUUGGGAAGGUUAAGAUGAGAGUGAACUGGUUCUCUCCACCAUGAUAAACAAUUCUUGUACAGCGACAUUAGAGCUUUAGCCAAUCGGGAGUAAUUAGCCUUAUCCAUACACUGGUAUUUCCAAAGUCAGUAUGAUAAAGUUCUAAGUGAGAAGAACCAGUGGCGUAACUACAGAGGAAGCAGACCGCUUGGCCUGGGGGGGGCGGGGCUGGUCUGCUCCCUCUGUAGGGGGGGCACAUGAAAUCUUGGAUCACCUGCGAUGAUUUUUGUGCAUUGUGGGUGACCUGCAGGUACUGCUGGAGGGGGUACACCAUUGAGAAGAACCAUGUCAUGCAGCAUGCUAAGUGCUUUACUUUAUAUUAUUGGUAGUUGGCAGCCCUUACCACUUAUUGUUUAAGGGACACUGGGGCAUUCAAUAAAUGAAACUCCAGCCGUGCCAGUGCUGGCAUUAUGUUGAUAAAUAAGCCUUAUGCAAGUUUAAAAAUACAAGCUUAGUUUAUCUAAUAUUUUAGAAUUUAUUACUUAUAUUAGCAUUUCCUAUUGUCUCAUUGUAAUGGAGCAGAAUCCAUACUUUCAUUGAUUUGUUUACAAUUAUUACUAUUAUUUCAUAGCUUGUAAGGCAACACCUUUAGUAGCAAAGUAGAUCACCAAGUGGAUUUAUCGUUUGUGCCUCUGUGAUUGUUCAGCGAGAGUGCGCCACCUGCUGGUUAGUGUCUGCAUUAAACACAUUCUACAUCUC
This is a messenger RNA of Xenopus tropicalis (tropical clawed frog), 3749 nucleotides long. RefSeq names its product glycerol-3-phosphate acyltransferase 2, mitochondrial (gene gpat2). Gene Ontology annotation, molecular function: acyltransferase activity, transferring groups other than amino-acyl groups; acyltransferase activity. Gene Ontology annotation, biological process: lipid metabolic process. The record is from RefSeq and is a predicted model, not a curated record. The transcript has 22 exons. NCBI's taxonomy places the organism in Eukaryota, Metazoa, Chordata, Amphibia, Anura, Pipidae. Bases 223 to 2610 code for a protein of 795 amino acids.